AUGGCAGAACGGGCCAAUCUGGUCUUUCACAAUAAAGUGAUAGACGGAACUGCCAUGAAACGACUUAUUAGUAGAUUAAUAAAUCACUUCGGAAUGGCAUAUACAUCACAUAUCCUGGAUCAAGUCAAAACUCUGGGUUUUCAACAAGCUACUGCUACAUCCAUUUCAUUAGGAAUUGAUGAUCUUUUAACAAUACCUUCUAAGGGAUGGCUAGUUCAAGAUGCUGAACAGCAAAGUUUGAUUUUGGAAAAACACCAUCAUUAUGGGAAUGUACACGCGGUAGAAAAAUUACGUCAAUCCAUUGAAAUAUGGUAUGCUACAAGUGAGUAUUUGCGACAAGAAAUGAAUCCUAAUUUUAGGAUGACUGACCCUUUGAAUCCAGUUCAUAUAAUGUCUUUUUCGGGAGCUAGAGGAAAUGCAUCUCAGGUACAUCAAUUGGUAGGUAUGAGAGGAUUAAUGUCAGAUCCACAAGGACAAAUGAUUGAUUUACCCAUUCAAAGCAAUUUACGCGAAGGACUUUCUUUAACGGAAUACAUCAUUUCUUGCUACGGGGCCCGUAAGGGGGUUGUGGAUACUGCUGUACGAACAUCAGAUGCUGGAUAUCUCACGCGCAGACUUGUUGAAGUAGUUCAACACAUUGUUGUACGUCGAGCGGAUUGUGGCACUGUCCGAGGGAUUUCUGUGAGUCCUCAGAAUGGGAUGAUGCCGGAAAGGAUUUUGAUCCAAACAUUAAUCGGUCGUGUAUUAGCAGAUGAUAUAUACAUAGGCCCACGGUGUAUUGCCACUAGAAAUCAAAACAUUGGAGUUGGACUUGUAAAUCGAUUCAUAACCUUUCGAGCCCAACCAAUAUCGAUUCGAACUCCCUUUACUUGUAGGAGUACAUCUUGGAUUUGUCGAUUAUGUUAUGGCCGGAGUCCUACUCAUGGCGACCUGGUUGAAUUGGGGGAAGCUGUAGGUAUUAUUGCAGGUCAAUCGAUUGGAGAACCUGGGACUCAAUUAACAUUAAGAACUUUUCAUACUGGCGGAGUAUUCACAGGGGGUACUGCAGAACAUGUCCGAGCCCCUUCUAAUGGAAAAAUAAGAUUUCAUGAGGAUUUGGUUCAUCCGACACGUACACGUCAUGGGCAUCCCGCUUUUCUAUGUUCUAUAGAUUUGUAUGUAACUAUUGAGAGUGAAGAUAUUCUACAUAAUGUGAAUAUUCCCCCCAAAAGUUUUCUUUUAGUUCAAAACGAUCAAUAUGUAGAAUCCGAACAAGUGAUUGCGGAGAUUCGCGGAGGAACAUCUACUUUGAAUUUGAAAGAGAAGGUUCGCAAACAUAUUUAUUCUGAUUCAGAUGGAGAAAUGCACUGGAGUACUGAUGUGUAUCAUGCACCUGAAUUUACAUAUGGGAAUGUUCAUUUAUUAUCAAAAACAAGUCAUUUAUGGAUAUUAUUAGGGGAGCCGUGCCGUUCCAGUCUAGUCUCCCUUUCGAUCCACAGGGAUCAGGAUCAAAAGAGUGCGCAUUCCCUUUCUGUCAAGCGAAGAUCUAUUUCCAACCUCUCAGAAACUAAUGAUCGGGCGAUACAAAAAAUCUUUAGUGCGCAUUUUUCUGGUCAAAAAGAAGAUAGGAUUGCUGAUUAUUCAGACCUCAAUCGAAUCAUAUGUACUGAUCAUUCUAAUCUCGUAUAUCCGGCUAUUCUACCUAUUCUAGCCGAGAAUUCGGAUUUUUUGUCAAAUUUAUUAUCAAAGAGGCGAAGAAAUCAAUUCAUCAUUCCACUCCAAUCGAUUCAAGAACGCAAGAAGGAAUUAAUGCCCUGUUCAGGUAUCUCGAUGAAAAUCCCCACAAAUGGUAUUUUCUGUGGAAAUAGUAUUAUUGCUUAUUUCGACGAUCCUCGGUACAGAAGAAUGAGUUCGGGCAGUACUAAAUAUGGGACUCUAGAAAUGCAUUCAAUCGUGAAAAAAGAGGAUUUGAUUCAGUAUCGAGGAGUGAGGGAAUUUCGACCAAAACACCAAAAGAAAGUAGAUCGAUUUUUUUUCAUUCCCGAAGAAGUGCAUAUCUUACCCGGAUCUUCUUCCAUUUCCAUAAUGGUACGGAACAAUAGUAUCAUUGGGGUAGAUACACAAAUCACCUUAAAUAUAAGAAGCCGAGUAGGCGGGUUGGUCAGGGUGGAGAAAAAAAAAAAAAGAAUUGAACUGAAAAUCUUUUCUGGAGAUAUAUAUUUCCCUGGAAGAGCAGAUAAGAUAUCCCGACAUAGCGGCGUUUUGAUACCACCAGGAACAAGAAAAACAAAUGACAAGGAAUCCAAAAAAGUGAAAAAUUGGAUCUAUGUCCAACGGAUUACGCCGAGCAAGAAAAAGUUUUUUGUCUUGGUUCGACCUGUCGUCACAUAUGAAAUAAUGGACGGUAUAACUUUGGCCACACUUUUCCCCCCCGAUCUAUUGCAGGAAAGAGAUAAUGUGCAACUUCGAGUUGUCAAUUAUAUCCUUUAUGGAAAUGGCAAACCAAUUCGAGGAAUUUCUGACACAAGUAUUCAAUUAGUUCGGACGUGUUUAGUUUUGAAUUGGAACCAAGACAAAAAAAGUUCUUCUAGUGAAGCAGCCCGCGCUUCCGUUGUUGAACUAAGGACAAACGAUUUGAUUCGUCAUUUCCUAAGAAUCGACUUCGUAAAAUCCCCCAUUUCGUAUAUCGGAAAAAGGAAUGAUCCUUGGGGUUUAGGAUUGCUCGCUGAUAAUGGAUUAGAUUGGACCAAUAUCAAUCCCUAUUCCAAGGCAAGAAUUCAACAAACCCUUAACCAAAAUCAAGGAACUAUUCAUACAUUUUUGAAUAGAAAUAAGGGAUGUCAGUCGUUGAGCAUUUUGUCAUCAUCCAAUUGUUCUCGAAUGGACCCAGUCAACGGUGCAAAAUAUCACAACGUCAUACAAGAAUCAAUUCAAGAGGAUCCUCUAAUUCCAAUUAGGAAUUCAUUGGGUCCUUUAGGAACAUCCCUUCCAAUUGCGAAUUUUUAUUCAUUUGAUCGGUUACUAACUCAUAAUCAGAUCUUAGUAACUAACUAUUUGCAACUUGACAAUUUAAAACAGCCCUUUCAAGUAUUAAAAUUGAAAUAUUAUUUAAUUGCGGAAAAUGGGAAAAUUUAUAAUCCAAAUCCACGCAGUAAGAUUCUUUUGAAUCCAUUGAAUUUGAAUUGGUAUUUUCUCCACCACAAUUAUUGUGCAGAGACAUCUAAAAUAAUGAGUCUUGGACAGUUUAUUUGUGAAAAUGUCUGUAUAGCCAAAAAAAGACCCCCCCUCAAAUCGGGUCAAGUUAUCCUUGUUCAAGUUGAUUCUGUAGUAAUACGAUCAGCUAAGCCUUAUUUAGCCACCCCGGGAGCAACUGUUCGUGGCCUUUAUGGAGAAACUUUUUACGAAGGAGAUACCUUAGUUACAUUUCACUAUGAAAAAUCGAGAUCCGGUGAUAUAACACAAGGUCUUCCAAAAGUAGAACAGGUAUUAGAAGUGCGUUCCGUUGAUUCAAUAUCGCUGAAUCUAGAAAGGAGGGUUGAGGGUUGGAACAAAUGUCUAACAAGAAUUCUUGGAAUUCCUUGGGGAUUCUUGAUUGGUGCUGAGCUAACUAUAGCGCAAAGUCGCAUCUCUUUGGUUAAUAAGAUCCAAAAAGUUUAUCGAUCCCAGGGAGUGCAGAUUCAUAAUCGGCAUAUCGAAAUUAUUGUACGUCAAAUCACAUCAAACGUGUUGGUUUCAGAAGACGGAAUGUCUAAUGUUUUUUCACCCGGAGAACUUAUUAGAUUGUUGCGAGCAAAACGAAUGGGGCGUGCUUUAGAAGAAGCAAUCUGUUAUCGAGCCCUUUUAUUGGGAAUAACAAAAGCAUCUCUCAAUACUCAAAGUUUCAUAUCGGAAGCGAGUUUUCAAGAAACUGCUCGAGUUUUAGCAAAAGCAGCUCUCCAGGGGCGUAUCGAUUGGUUGAAAGGCUUGAAAGAGAACGUUGUUUUGGGGGGGGUGAUACCCGCAGGUACCGGAUUCAGAGGAUUAGUGCACCCUUCAAAACAAUAUAAUAACCUUUCUUUAGAAACAACAAAAAAGAAUCUAUUCGAGGGGGGGGUGAGAGAUAUUUUGUCCCAUCACAGAAAAUUAUUAGACUCUUCCCUUUCAAAAAAAUUCCACAAUACAUCACAUAAUACAAUACAUCAAACAAUCAUUUAUAGGAUUUAUAAUGAUUCCUAA
Messenger RNA from Ipomoea triloba (trilobed morning glory), 4194 nucleotides. NCBI's taxonomy places the organism in Eukaryota, Viridiplantae, Streptophyta, Magnoliopsida, Solanales, Convolvulaceae. The record is from the annotation of a RefSeq genome assembly.